Messenger RNA from Cornus florida, 1865 nucleotides. Its product is annotated as putative F-box/LRR-repeat protein At3g18150. Gene Ontology annotation, molecular function: protein binding. The transcript is spliced from 6 exons. NCBI's taxonomy places the organism in Eukaryota, Viridiplantae, Streptophyta, Magnoliopsida, Cornales, Cornaceae. The record is from RefSeq and is a predicted model, not a curated record. Bases 261 to 1691 code for a protein of 476 amino acids.
GUUUUUAAUAGGUUAAACCGGUAUCACGUUGCCUAAGUUGUCUAAUCGUGGUUAGACACUGAAACAUGUUGUUAUUACUUUCCAAGUCGGUACAAACCCAAUUUAACCACUUCGCUCGCACAAUGAAGAACGAACUUACGGGCGCAGAGCCCUCCGCAUGCGAUACAACUCCCUGUCUAUCUCAAGGAUCUUAAGGCGUAACACUUGCAAGAUCUGUAAUACGAAUCUACAAGAGUUCUAAAACUGUAAGUUCAAAUCCCAUGGAGAAAACCAAUAGACCAACCUCAAUAUGUUGUGCUAAAAACCCAAGUUGCAAUAGUGAUAAGGAUGAUAAAGGUGAUAAGGAUGAUAAAGGAGGAGGGUUGUGUUUGGAGGAUCACAUUAGUGGACUUCCAGAUGUUGUACUUGUUUCAAUCUUGUCGCUAUUGACAAUGAAAGAAGCUGGAAGAACUUGUAUCUUAUCAAAGAGAUGGAGGUAUAUCUGGACACACAUUAGUAGUUUGAACUUCGAUGCCUCACAUAUAAUCAAUGGAAUUCUACUCGGUGAAAAGGAAGUUGAAGUAGAAAAGCCUUUGUAUUUGAGUUGGGUUAAUCAAGUCUUGAAAUCGUACAACGCUUCAACUAUAGAUGAAUUCAGAGUACAAUUUGAUUUUGAUGAAAGUUAUAGAUUUGAUAUUGACAAUUGGGUAAACUUUGCAAUGGAAAAGAGAGUUAAAAGGCUUGAGUUGGACUUGACACAACGUACCGAUUAUAAUAGAGCGGAAGAGGAUUACAAUUUUCCUGACCCCAAUGGUAUUACAAAUCACCUGCCGUCAUUGUCUCUCUGGUUUACUAGCUGCAACCACCUGACCAGUCUCUUGUUGACGCACGUCAAUGUUACCGGACAAGUUCUCGAGUACUUCUUAACUAACUGUCCAUUUUUGGAAAAAUUGUAUGUAAAACACUCUGACGUUCUCGUAAAUCUGAAAGUUCCCCAUCUAUCACUCAAAUUGAAGUAUUUGGAGAUAAUUCGCUGCUUCAAUGUGGAAAGUAUUGAGAUUUUUGCAACGAAUCUCUUGUCAUUUAAGUACUUCGGACCAAAAAUAAGCCUGCCAUUUAAGAAUGUACAGCCGCCUGUUGAUUUGUAUAUUGGGGGUGCAUAUUGCGAUUAUCUAAUAUAUAAGUUUUUGGAUAUUUCAAGCUUUCUUUCUCAGCUAGAGAGCCUUACGUUGCAUAUUGCCAGCAUGACGCAGCAUACCUUUGAAGAUCCUGGUCUUGAAGAUACUAAAUUUCCUGUAUUACAUAAACUCAAGCGACUGGAGUUGAUAGUUGGUGCAACGGAUGAUGACAGCCUUACUGUUUUUACUCCCCUGAUAGAAGCAUGUCCUUUCUUGGCUAAAUUUGUGUUCAAGCUUGUAUGGGGCAAGCCAUUUCGGAAAAGAAUGCAUGAUAGGUUUACUUCUCGGCCCCAUGAGUACCUUAAGGUGGUGGAGUUCAUUGGUUUUGUUGGGCGUACAAAUGAUGUUGAGCUUGCCAUGUAUUUAAUCAAAAGUGCUGUGAAUCUUGAUAAAAUUACUUUUGAUCCUCGAGAUCCAGUUCUUAUAGGAACUCCAUGGGAAUUCAUGGUGACCAAGGAAAAAACAGCAGCGAGAAAGCGCGCCAAGAAGCUUGGAACCAAACUUCCUGUUGGGGCAGCUUUGGUAAUCCUUUAAUUAUAUAUGUUUGUAUAAGCUAUUUCUUCUACAUCCUUCUCAUUCUUAUUUUAUGAAGGAUCUUCAAUCUGUAUUGAACAAUAAUGGGAAAGAACACAUUUUGUUUGUGGAAUGACAGACGUUGAAUAAAAAUGAAUUUACUAGCAUUUUUUAGACUUUGUCCAAUGUGUGUAU